Brachypodium distachyon (stiff brome) is the source of this 2072-nucleotide messenger RNA. Its product is annotated as palmitoyl-acyl carrier protein thioesterase, chloroplastic. Gene Ontology annotation, molecular function: fatty acyl-[ACP] hydrolase activity; acyl carrier activity. The transcript is spliced from 7 exons. Gene Ontology annotation, biological process: fatty acid biosynthetic process. Bases 320 to 1570 code for a protein of 416 amino acids. NCBI's taxonomy places the organism in Eukaryota, Viridiplantae, Streptophyta, Magnoliopsida, Poales, Poaceae. The record is from RefSeq and is a predicted model, not a curated record.
GGCGUCGUGGCGAGACUGUCGGUCCGGCGUGCUAUUUCUGGGAGCUUCGUGGUUGUUUGGUUGGCUGGAAGUGUUGGGCCGCGCCAGCGGGGGAAUCGCGGGAAUUUAGGAUCUUUAUCCUCGCCGGAUCUCGAGUUUAGGAAAGCUCGCAGUGGGUGGUUUGGGUGUUCCUCUCUGGCGCUUCUUUUCUUCGCCCAGUGUGUUCUUUCCUCUAGCUCUCGUGUGUUCUUCUUGCUUCUUCUCCCUCUCUCAGGUUGCGAUUCCGGAUUCGCGCGCCAAUUGAUUUGGCGCGGAAAUUUUGAUCUGUACCCGGUACCCUAUGGCCGGGUCCAUCGCCGCCUCGGCCUUCUUUCCGGGCUCUUUGUCGCCGGCCGCGCCCACGAGCGCCCUCGGCGAGCGCCCGGACAGCCUUGACGUCCGUGGCAUCGCCGCGAAGCCGGCCUCGUCGUCCUCUGCUGUGAAGGCCAACAAGACGCGCUCCCACGCCGCCGUCCCCAAGGUGAACGGCAGCAAGUCUGCCUUGGCGGAUGGUGAGCACGAGACUGUGUCCUCCGCGGCGCCGAGGACAUUCUACAACCAGCUCCCCGACUGGAGCAUGCUCCUUGCGGCCAUCACGACCAUCUUCUUGGCUGCCGAGAAGCAGUGGACAAUACUUGACUGGAAACCCAAGCGGCCCGACAUGCUUGUCGACACGUUUGGUUUUGGCAGGAUUAUACAUGACGGAUUCAUGUUCAGGCAGAACUUCUCCAUUAGGUCCUACGAGAUUGGAGCUGAUAGGACGGCAUCCAUAGAGACGCUCAUGAACCAUUUGCAGGAAACUGCACUUAAUCAUGUAAAGAGCGCUGGGUUGUUAGGAGAUGGUUUUGGUUCAACGCCAGAGAUGAGUAAACGGAACUUGUUCUGGGUUGUCAGCCAAAUGCAGACCAUCGUCGAGCGUUAUCCAUGCUGGGGUGACACUGUUGAGGUGAAUACUUGGGUUGGUGCUCAUGGUAAAAAUGGAAUGCGUCGUGAUUGGCAUAUACUUGAUUCUAUGACAGGCCAUACUGUAUUGAAGGCUACAAGUAAAUGGGUUAUGAUGAACAAGCUUACUAGAAAACUUGCGAGAAUUCCAGAUGAAGUGCGGGCUGAAAUAGAGCCGUACUUUUUUGAGCAUUCUGCUAUUGAAGAUGAAGACAACCGAAAACUUCCAAUACUACCAGAGAAUGAACGUGCUACUGCAGCCAAGUAUGUCCGGACAGGCCUGACGCCUCGGUGGGCUGACCUUGAUAUCAAUCAGCAUGUCAAUAAUGUUAAAUAUAUUGGCUGGAUCCUUGAGAGUGCACCAAUCUCCAUUCUGGAGAAUCAUGAACUGGCGAGCAUGGUCCUAGAUUACAAAAGGGAGUGCGGCCGAGACAGUGUUCUGCAGUCUCACACUACCGUGUACACUGAUUGCACCAAUGAGUCUGGAGAAACAACUUUGCACUGUGAGCAUUUGCUGAGCCUGGAAUCAGGACCUAUUAUGGUGAAAGCCCGGACCAUGUGGAGGCCAAAGGCAACAAAUUCCCAAGAAACAACGGCUCUGUCAUGGUGAUUUUUGCAGGAACAAUGUGGCAAAUCUGAGAUACAGCUACUUGUGUUCUCUUCUGGAAAGCACACAUUGCACGUACAUGGAUGAUAUCUUAAUAAUCCCAUUAGGCCAUGCCAAUGGGAUACCCGAAUUAUUUACAUAGCAAGUGUGUGUGUGAAGGUGGAGGGGAUAAGAAGGGGACAAAGGAAGUGAUCUAUGAAGCAGAGGAUACCUCUUGCACAUGCUUUGAUGUUAUGGUUCUCCCUUCUCUCCCCUUGUGAAGAUCUUGAGUUAUAGGAAAGAUUGUUGUAAUUAUUGAGAUUGUAGCUACUGCUGUGUGAGGGGAAGUGAAUUUUCUUCUCACACUUGUUCUGUCUUGGGCUGUGUCUAUAUGUACUAUGAGCCCUUGAAAGCACAAAGCAGCUUUUCUGGAAACUUUCUUCACAGUUUUACUGCAUGUUGAGCUUAUACAGUUAUACCAUACUAUAUUGUAUUGAUUGAUUCUUAUUUAGAGAUUUGUGACUUC